This is a messenger RNA of Laccaria bicolor S238N-H82, 795 nucleotides long. RefSeq lists its product as uncharacterized. The record is from RefSeq and is a predicted model, not a curated record. The transcript is spliced from 3 exons. Lineage: Eukaryota; Fungi; Basidiomycota; Agaricomycetes; Agaricales; Hydnangiaceae. The coding region runs from base 1 to 795 and encodes 264 amino acids.
AUGAGUUCUUUGAAAUUCAUCCCCAGGAAGAGCGAAGAACGAGGCAAUGCCGACCAUGGCUGGCUCAAAGCGUUCCACACCUUCUCGGCCGGAAGUUAUCAAGACCCCAAGCACGAACUCUUCGGACCUUUGCGCAUAAUUAACGAAGACCGCGUCGCACCCCGAACAGGGUUCGGAACCCACUCACAUCGCGAGUUCGAAAUAUUCUCAUACAUCGUCUCCGGCGAAGUCGAGCACAAAGACUCCAUGGGCAACACCGAGAUCCUCAAACGCGGCGACAUCCAGCUGACCUCCGCCGGCACUGGCAUUUCCCACUCUGAAAAAGCGCACGGAGGUGACGAAGUGCACCUCCUGCAGAUCUGGUCUCUCCCGACCACAGCGCGUCUUCAGCCCAAGUACUUCACUCGGCACUUCACCGACGAGGAAAAGACGGACAAGUGGGCCAAGGUCGUAGCGCCAGUGUGGGCAGACGGUAUCAAGGAUAGGAGGGAUGGCGAGGGCCCGGCCCCGGUACAGAGCGCGUUGACACUUUAUGCGUCGAUCCUUGGGACGGGCAAGGCGCUGAGCAGGCCUUUGGAGGGGAAGAAGGCGUAUGUGCAGGUUAUCCAGACGAGUGGGUAUAACCCGCAACAGGCAACCGGCGCUACUGUGAAGUUUAGCACUAAGGGCGGGGAUGAGGUGGAGUUGAGAGAGGGGGAUGGGGCUUAUGUGGAUGUGAAGAAGGAGGGUGCUAUCUUGGAGGUGGAGAAUGUGGGCGACCGAGCUGCUGAGAUUUUGGUCUUUGAUUUAGAGUGA